Messenger RNA from Scaptodrosophila lebanonensis, 1698 nucleotides. RefSeq lists its product as uncharacterized. Gene Ontology annotation, molecular function: scavenger receptor activity; protein binding. The record is from RefSeq and is a predicted model, not a curated record. Bases 1 to 1698 code for a protein of 565 amino acids. The transcript has 6 exons. Lineage: Eukaryota; Metazoa; Arthropoda; Insecta; Diptera; Drosophilidae.
AUGCUAGUGGCAUUAAAGCAACUACUGCUAAUCCACGGGCUCCUCUCGGUGGUGAAAGGAGAGAACAGCAGUCUGCGGAUAAACACAAAUUUGAAGGCAUUCGAGCCACUGCCCAUGGUCUCGGGCAGCGCGGGUGCGGCGGGGCUGGCCAUGGAGGCCAACAUAUGCACACGCGAGGAGCACUAUGUGGAGCAUGUGCCAGUGCCCGAGAUGCAGCCCGUGCGGGUUCGCACGUCCAGCUGGUGUCUGGAGAUACCGCCACGCUGUGCCACAUACAAGACGGAAAUGCGCGAGGUGAUGAAGGUGCAGAAACUAAACAAGACGAGAACUGUGCGCUUCUGCUGCGAAGGCUAUGAGGGGAAUCUCUCGGACAGUAAAGCUAUUUGCAAGCCCAUUUGUCGCGGCGGUUGUGGGCGUGGCAACUGCCUGUCUCCCGACAUAUGCAGCUGUGAGGAGGGCUAUACAGGCAAGCAUUGCACACAACGUUGCGAUCACGAUCGCUGGGGCCUGGGCUGCAGAAAUCCGUGUCUGUGCCAGAACGAUGCCGUGUGCGAUAACAAGUCUGGCAUUUGCCAUUGCAUAGCUGGCUGGGCAGGACAGUUCUGCGAGCAGCCCUGUCCGCCGGGCACCCAUGGCGUCAUGUGCCGCAAGGCCUGCGACUGCGCGGACAAGCUCUGCCAUCCGCAAACCGGCGAUUGCAUCAGCCAGCACUUGCCGAACGUGACGCACGUGAUGUUCGAGACGCUGAACUCGACUAUAGUGAACAUAACGCACAACCUGGACCACAUAGCCAAGAAGAUAGGCAGCAUAUCGGAAGCGGAACACGAAGCGAGCAGCACACCAAAGCCCGUGCCCGAGGUCAUUCUGAUCAAGCAGGCGGCGGAGGAGGCGCCGCACUCGCCCAAAAUCAUACUCCAUCAGUCGGGCGGCGAUUUGCUGGAGAACUUGCACUCAGUCGCCACGGGCGGAAAGGGCGUGGCCGAUGUCAUACACGUCAUCACCAAUUGGCCAGCCAAUGGCUCGAGUCCUGUGCCGGUGACCCAACAACCACAGAUAGCGGUUGCCGCCGUGGCAGCCGGGGACUUGCCCACUGGCGAGUACAAGGAGCACGAACACGCGAAGACGGCGGGGGAUCACGAGACCAGUUUGCUGACCACUCUGCUCAUUAUAUUGCUCAUCAUUCUGAUAGGCAUAACAAUCGCCUUCCUAUAUGUGUACAGACGCUAUCAUUGGCAUAAGCAGCGCGUGCAGGCGGCGCAGUCCAAUGGCCAGACGGCGAAUGGCCAGACAGUAACCGUCAAUGCCCCAGAGUUGGUGCUAACCGAGGCCAGCUUGGGAAAGCCCUUUCUCAAGCCAUUGCCUGAACUGCCACGCCACCAGAACUCUGUUUCCAGCUCGGCGGCUCCGCCGGAGCUCUAUGACACGCCCAGCAAUAACUCAUCCAUCAAGACACCGCCCUAUGCCUAUGCGCGCAAGGAGUCCCUCUAUUCGGUCGUGUCGCCCAAGUCGCGCAAAGGCAGUCUAGACUCCCACCUCUACGAUGAGAUACGCUACCACCAUCAGCAGCAGCAGCAACACAGCGCCAGCAGCCAGCCGGCCACCACCCACCACAUCGCCCACUUGAUCAUACCGCCGCAGAACUCCAAGUUCCUGCAGGUUCCCACGCUCACCUCAGCGCACAAAAUUGCACAUUUGUAG